AUGGAUGUUGAAGAAGACUUGUUGAUAGUUGACGAGGUCGGCGUCUCUAGUCAACAAGCAGGGCGCGAACAAACUUCCGCCCGGCCCGUGUUUUCAGACCCUGAGAGGGUCUAUUGUAGAGUGGCGGAUCCCGGCCAGGAAAGACUCCGCCGAAGCGAAGGCUCGGGCGAAGAUACGCCAGAAUUUUUAACAGGGCAGCCGGACAUCAUUCCAGAACUUGUGAAGCUUGCUGACGAACUCUUUGAUCAGCGACCAGAUUUGUUUGCCGUAGGUAACCAGCCAUCGAUGGACCUGUUUGCUGGUCUGGACGAACGACCGACAGAAAACGAUCAGCAACUGACGGAAACUCAAUCGAGCACGACGGCCACAACAAAAAGAAAAAGGAAGAAACCGACGAGGUGGGGACCGGAGCUAGAAAUAUGGAUGGUGGAAGUUCCUGAGUCUGGUGAAGAUCUAUAA
Messenger RNA from Helobdella robusta, 459 nucleotides. RefSeq lists its product as hypothetical. The record is from RefSeq and is a predicted model, not a curated record. The transcript has 2 exons. The coding region runs from base 1 to 459 and encodes 152 amino acids. NCBI's taxonomy places the organism in Eukaryota, Metazoa, Annelida, Clitellata, Rhynchobdellida, Glossiphoniidae.